Molecule: messenger RNA, 6906 nt
Organism: Oncorhynchus keta (chum salmon)
Lineage: Eukaryota; Metazoa; Chordata; Actinopteri; Salmoniformes; Salmonidae
Product: C2 calcium-dependent domain-containing protein 4C-like
Exons: 2
Coding region: 180-1418 (412 amino acids)
Source: RefSeq, a predicted model, not a curated record
CAUCUAGCGCAAGUCGAUCUCUAGGGUGCGGAGGAGACUAUAUAGUUCUGCAAACAGUGCGCGAUCCAGAGGAGGCGGGAGAAAACACCUGUUACGGAAGAAUCAAUUCGACAAAGCAGCCUCCACGUCUUCAACAGAGAAACACCCUUCUAUCCCAGCUGGUGAAGCCCAGUGGGAUAAUGUGGGUUCUGGACAAGAUCCGUGGGUCAGUAGAGACCACUGUUCUCCGGCGGGGGGAGAAUGGGGUCAAGGACAGCAACACUCCAGUCUACAGCAACGUCCUCACCCCUGAUAAGAUCCCUGACUUUUUCAUUCCCCCCAAGCUGGUCUGCUGCCCCCCAGAGCCUGAGACCCUGGACGUCGUCAAGCCGAAGGAGGGGCUGCGGCCCUCGGCCUCUGAGCAGACCAUUGGCAGUAAGAAAAUCAGCAGCCCUCGCAGCCCGCGUCUGGUUGCCAAGCUAGCUGGGGACACCAAGAACCUGUUGAGGGCCGCCAACCGUCACAUUAUCCAGAUAGAGAGCGCUGAUGACAUGGUGGCAGGGGACACUAACGCUGACCCUCAGUCUCAGACCGCUAUGUCACUGCCCUACGUCCCCAAGACCCAGACUUCCUAUGGUUUUGCCACUUUGAUGGAGAGCCCCCACACCCGCCGCAAGGAGUCCCUUUUCCACUGUGACCAGACCAGCCCCCUGACCUCUCCCAACUCCCAGAGGAAGGGGAAGAGCAGCGUCAGCGAAUGCAACCACCUCAACCCCCCUGACUUCAACGCCUCUCACAACCCAUACCGCUACUUUAGUGGAGGGGAGAGUGACACCUGUUCCUCGGCUGAGUCCUCUCCCUUCAACUCCCCACUUCUCUCCCGCUCUGCCUCGCUGCUCAAAGUCUUCACCCACGAGACACAGGCAAAGGUGGUGAAAGCCAAGAGGACGUUUGCCCGCCACAGCUCCUUGUCCACAGACGAGUGCAGCUCAACCGAGCCCAGUCCCAAUGUGCUGCGGCGGCUCCACUCUUCUUCACUCCAUGGCGGUGGGCCGUCGGACCGGGAGCACACCGUCAACCUACACAAGGGCGGCAGGGUGAGGCUCAGCGCCGACUACGAUGCUGGCACGGCCCGCCUGCGCAUUCGCAUUCUGGCUGCCGAAGAGCUCUACGACAAGAUGUACGACAUUAAGAGCAUCAACUGCUGCGUGUCACUGUACCUCAAUCCUGGCAAGCUGCAGAAACAGCGGAGCACUAUCAUCAAGAACAGCCGAAAUCCUGUGUUCAACGAGGACUUCUUCUUUGACUCUGUGACCUCAGUGCAGGUGAAGAACCUAGCAGUGAAGAUCAAGGUGGUGAAUAAGGGCACCAGCCUGAAGAGAGACACUCUGCUGGGGGAGAGAGAGAUCCCUCUGGGGAAGCUGCUCCAUGGCCUCUAGGUCUGUCCUGACGAUACAGAAUAGUACUCUGACUAACACAGAAUGAGACUAUGAAUGAUAAUGUGCAUGAAAAAAGAUACAGUGCCUUGCGAAAGUAUUCGGCCCCCUUGAACUUUGCAACCUUUUGACACAUUUCAGGCUUCAAACAUAAAGAUAUAAAACUGUAUUUUUUUGUGAAGAAUCAACAACAAGUGGGACACAAUCAUGAAGUGGAACGACAUUUAUUGGAUAUUUCAAACUUUUUUUAACAAAUCAAAAACUGAAAAAUUGGACGUGCAAAAUUAUUCAGCCCCUUUACUUUCAGUGCAGCAAACUCUCUCAAGAAGUUCAGUGAGGAUCUCUGAAUGAUCCAAUGUUGACCUAAAUGACUAAUGAUGAUAAAUACAAUCCACCUGUGUGUAAUCAAGUCUCCGUAUAAAUGCACCUGCACUGUGAUAGUCUCAGAGGUCCGUUAAAAGCGCAGAGAGCAUCAUGAAGAACAAGGAACACACCAGGCAGGUCCGAGAUACUGUUGUGAAGAAGUUUAAAGCCGGAUUUGGAUACAAAAAGAUUUUCCAAGCUUUAAACAUCCCAAGGAGCACUGUGCAAGCGAUAAUAUUGAAAUGGAAGGAGUAUCAAACCACUGCAAAUCUACCAAGACCUGGCCGUCCCUCUAAACUUUCAGCUCAUACAAGGAGAAGACUGAUCAGAGAUGCAGCCAAGAGGCCCAUGAACACUCUGGAUGAACUGCAGAGAUCUACAGCUGAGGUGGGAGACUCUGUCCAUAGGACAACAAUCAGUCGUAUAUUGCACAAAUCUGGCCUUUAUGGAAGAGUGGCAAGAAGAAAGCCAUUUCUUAAAGAUAUCCAUAAAAAGUGUUGUUUAAAGUUUGCCACAAGCCACCUGGGAGACACACCAAAUAUGUGGAAGAAGGUGCUUUGGUCAGAUGAAACCAAAAUUGAACUUUUUGGCAACAAUGCAAAACGUUAUGUUUGGCGUAAAAGCAACACAGCUCAACACCCUGAACACACCAUCCCCACUGUCAAACAUGGUGGUGGCAGCAUCAUGGUUUGGGCCUGCUUUUCUUCAGCAGGGACAGGGAAGAUGGUUAAAAUUGAUGGGAAGAUGGAUGGAGCCAAAUACAGGACCAUUCUGGAAGAAAACCUGAUGGAGUCUGCAAAAGACCUGAGACUGGGACGGAGAUUUGUCUUCCAACAAGACAAUGAUCCAAAACAUAAAGCAAAAUCUAAAAUGGAAUGGUUCAAAAAUAAACAUAUCCAGGUGUUAGAAUGGCCAAGUCAAAGUCCAGACCUGAAUCCAAUCGAGAAUCUGUGGAAAGAACUGAAAACUGCUGUUCACAAACGCUCUCCAUCCAACCUCACUGAGCUCGAGCUGUUUUGCAAGGAGGAAUGGGAAAAAAUUUCAGUCUCUCGAUGUGCAAAACUGAUAGACACAUACCCCAAGCGACUUACAGCUGUAAUCGCAGCAAAAGGUGGCGCUACAAAGUAUUAACUUAAGGGGGCUGAAUAAUUUUGCACACCCAAUUUUUCAGUUUUUGAUUUGUUAAAAAAGUUUGAAAUAUCCAAUAAAUGUUCUUGCACUUCAUGAUUGUGUCCCACUUGUUGUUGAUUCUUCACAAGAAAAUACAGUUUUAUAUAUUUAUAUUUGAAGCCUGAAAUGUGGCAAAAGGUCGCAAAGUUCAAGGGGGGCGAAUACUUUCGCAAGGCACUGUAUAUAACUGGGGUUAGAUGUUUGCUUGGUCUUCCCUGUAUUCACAUAGAACUGUUUGAAAGGAAGUCAAUGUCUGGUCUGGUCUAGCAGUUUGUCUCUUAGCUGGUCACCUCCUCAACCUUCUAUUUCCUGAACCUGAAGCCCUGCACAGCCCAACUUGUAAAUCAUGUGGUGGACAAUCGAAUAUGGCACAGGUCAAAAAACACCUGCUCGUUUGAGGGACUCACUUUUUGGACUCUCUUGAUCUCGACGUUGAAUGUCGCAUGGUUGCAAUUACAUGUAACUCAGACAAUACAGGAUGCGAGUCUCUAUGAUUCAGUUUUUAUUCACCACUACCAUGCUUUUAUGGAUCAGGGCGUCUUUGAUGUUGCCACUAUAACUUGAUGUGCAAAUUAUCCUUUGAUCCUGAUUGUUGUUGCGAUCCACAGUAGCCUACUACCGGAAGGAAGGCCAGUCUGUUAUGUGACCACAAUGUCCAAAACCUGGAGAAUAGAGAUCAGACGUCACCGUCUGCUUCCCUAGCGCUUGGCAUGAAUAUGUAAAUGCUGUGAUAUGUUAGCAGUUUGUACUUCAGUUUCACAACACCCACAAGCCUUACCAAGAGUGAUAGAUAGACAGAAAGAGAGAGUGACAGAGGGAGGGAGGGUGUAUGCAUUACAUUUUAAAGAGUGUGACAUUAUUCAAAGGUGUUGAACAUAAUUUUAUACAUAGAUGUUGUAUUUGUAUAAGACAUAUGCUUCAGUAUGAUGUAUACUGCAUGACCAAAAGUAUAUGGACACCUACUCGUCAAACAUCUCAUUCCAAAAUCAUGGGUAUUAAUAUGGAGUUGGUCCCCCCUUUGCUGCUAUAACAGCCUCCACUCUUCUGGUAAGGCUUUCCACUAGAUGUUGGAACAUUCCUGCGGUGAUUUGCUUCCAUUCAGCCAUUAGUGAGGUUGGGCACUGAUGUUGGGCGAUUAGGCCUGGCUCGCAGUUGGCGUUCCAAUUCAUCCCAAAGCUGUUCGAUGGGGUUGAGGUCAGUGCUCUGUGCAGGCCAGUCAAGUUCUUCCACACUGAUCUCAACAAACCAUUUCUGUAUGGACCUCGCUUUGUGCAUGUGGGUAUUGUGAUGCUGAAACAGGAAAGGGCCUUCCCCAAACUGUUGCUGCAAACUUGGAAGCGCAGAAUCAUCUACAAUGUACAAUACAAUGAAUGUUCCUUUGACUGGAACUAAGGGGCCUAGCCCAAACAAUAACAAAUAGCCGCAGACCAUUAUUCCUCCUCCACCAAUCUUUACAGUUGGCACUAUGCAUUGGGGCAGGUAGCGUUCACUGAAAAGUCACUGAGCUCUCAGUGAGCUCUCAUGCUACUGCCAAUGUUUGUCUAUGGAGAUUGCAUGGUGGUAUGCUUGAUUUUUAUACACGUCAGCAACGGAUGUGGCUGAAAUAGCCGAAUCCACUCAUUUGAAGGGGUGUCCACAUACUUUUACAACAUUAUGACUUUGUAAAUUAUGUACUGCUGGAGAGUGAAUGAUUAGCAGCCCUCUGACCCUGAAAACCUUAUAAUUUGCUGACUUCAUUAUUAUGAUGGUGUUUUCCACUCCUGGCAGUGUAGACAAGCAACUAGGCCAGAGGACUGAGAAAGGAAAAACAUUUACAAUAAAAAAUAUUUACAAUAAACAUGAUUUGACAUGAAGGAUAGCCUUCUACUCUGCAUGUGCUCUGCUGUCCUUUAAAAUGAAUUACAAUACAUUUGAUCUGAUUGCAAUUUCAAGAAGGAGACAGAGGAAAGAAGCAGAGGUUGUUUCUGCAGAUGGUUAAAGGGUCACCACACACAUUCAUCUUUGAGAUAUGGAGUCAUUUAAUCAUGUCAAACAUGACUAUUUUACAGAAAAUAGCCAUUGUUUUUGUGAGUUACAUUCCCUGUCAUGUUUUAACCUAGACUAUACAAUAGAGGUCUCUACAAUACCAUUGCUUUUCUCCAUGCUUAUACUUUAUAUAACUUUGUUUGGCUCUAACUGUGAGGAUUUUGUUAUUGUGGAAAAUCUGUAAUCUGCUACGAUACUAUUAAAUGAUUAAUCUGUGUGUGCUCAAUGCUCAUGCUCUGCCUGCUGUACAUGGGUGUGUGCUCACUGAGUUGUAACCAAUCCCUUCUUUGGCUUACUAAAUCCCUUCUUUGGCAUGACUAAAAAGCAAAAAUAUUGUCAGUAGAUUUUAUAAUACUUCUUUGUAGUAGGCAGGGUCAAAAUGUAGCCUAAGUGCUUUUAUGAUGAAAAUGUAAUUAAAUCAAAAAGUGAGUAGUGUAUUUUGGGGAUUGCCAACUAUUUUUGUAAUUGAUUGUAUUUUCUUGUUUCUCAUCUACAGAUGUAGGAUUUUAAUUUGAGCCAGUUUUCUACAGCAGUAAAAUAAUCCUGUGGCAGCAGGAAAUGUGAAUUAUUAUGUGGAUUAUAAUUAAUGGACAUUGUUGUGGGCUUUGAUACAUUUUUCGUUAGGGCAAAUCAAGUCUGAAUUUUCCAAGUGGAAAUUGCAAUCUUUAGAAUCCUUUUUAAAACUCAAAUACACGACAAGUUUGCAUUUCCUACUGUGCAGAAAAAUUCUCAGCAACAAAAGAGUUAUCAAAUUAAGAUCUUACAUCUGUAUUUAAAAAAGACAGCCCAAUGUGCAUUUGAACUAGGAAUAAUUCUCCUGAGAAAGGAAAACUGUGCUGAAAGCUAUCUCACUCAACAGGUUAGAUACGUAAUUAAAACAUGUAAAAAGGAUCAGCAAAAAUUUCAAAUGGAUUCAAUUAACUUUCUCCUCAUGACUGUGUUUUCAAUUAUGCUAUGAUUUGAAGUGCUUUAAAUACUGUAGGCCAGAUCUCCUUGCUGAUUAUCUUCUAUACCAACCACAGGGUUAAUUAUCCUGGUUGAAUACACUGUAAAUAUAUGUAUCUUACUAACUUGGCUGCUUAUGAUGCCCAGGUGUGUUGUUUUGUGGGAUGCCAGUGGGAGGGCUUACUGUCAGCUAAAUAAUGGAUAAAUAUAUGUUUUAUACAUGCAGUCAUGUAUCAAAUGAAUACAGUGAGCACCUGAUUUCUAACAGUGGAGGAAUACCCACUAUCCUCUAAGAUGUGUGUUUUUCUCUGUUUGUUAUGGGGAAGCCCAACACCUCUAUUGGGGGUGCAGAAAACCUGCAGAUGUAUAAUGUAUAUAGCCACUUUAAAUGGGUUUGCCAUCAUAGUAUGGACUUUCUUUUUAGAAUUAGACCUCUGCCUGAUGCAUUAGAUACACAGUUAGCCAAUUUGAUUGCCAACCUUGAUUUAAGUCUCUGAGGGAUUGCCAGAAUUAACUUUACAAUUAGCUAGCUGUUGGUGUUCGGAAAUCCUUCCUCGUUAUUCUGUGCUAAAUGGCUAUUUAAUUACACAAGCUAAAAAGGUCUGACUGUCAAUUUUUUAAAAUUAAACUCGGAAGACUGCUUAUGCGAAAUAAUGAAAGUGGGGAAGAUAUCUAUUUCAGUGAUCUAAUUUCUGCAGUGGAGAGGAGAUGUUUAAUAUGCUGAACUUGUUCUGUUUCUCAAGAAAAUGAAACAAGUGCCAAUCCGUCAUACUUGAUGCCAAAUUCAUUAAUUGUUAUCUCAAGGUGUUAGAUAAAUGAUGGAUGCUAGUUAGUUUCUAUCUACUGUAUUGUUAUUGUUGGUGUGAGUACUUAUGUAUUUUAUACUAUGAUGUCAUUAGUAAUGGACACCUGUGGGUUUUCCUGACUGUUCCUCAAACUGUGUUGAUAUAGGCUAUGAAAUGCCUUGAUUAAAAGCAAAUGUAUUGUA